CUGACAAAGUGAAAGUAGAUUGUGUUUUACAUGCGCCAUUUUACACCUGAUCAACUUCCAUUAAAUCAGCAAAACUGAGCAAGAAUUUGUCUAAUAGUAUUUAUUUUUUCCGUUGCUUAUGCAGGAAUUUACAUGUACUUGAUGGGAAACCAUGAACAUUGUGAGAAACUGAGUCUAGAAGACUAACAUUUCAGUCAAGAUUUACCCGUGCAGCUCCAUGAAGACUGAGUGAAUCAUGGACGACACACAAACACCGACUGGACAUUUUUCUCCAGAAUGCAGACAAUCACACAGUCAGAGAUCAAACCCACCAGAGUCCAGCUGUGUGUCCAUGAAGAGUGACCAGUCUAUGGAAAAACCACUAAAAUUUAAGGGAAGACACACAUCAACUGAUCUGAGUCAAUUACACAGUCAGAGAUCAAACUCACCAGAGUCCAGCUGUGUGUCCAUGAAGAGUGACCAGUCUGUGGACAAACCACUAAAAUUUAAGGGAAGACACACAUCAACUGAUCUGAGUCAAUCACACAGUCAGAGAUCAAACUCACCAGAGUCCAGCUGUGUGUCCAUGAAGAGUGACCAGUCUAUGGACAAACCACUAAAAUUUAAGGGAAGACACACAUCAACUGAUCUGAGUCAAUCACACAGUCAGAGAUCAAACUCACCAGAGUCCAGCUGUGUGUCCAUGAAGAGUGACCAGUCUGUGGACAAACCACUAAAAUUUAAGGGAAGACACACAUCAACUGAUCUGAGUCAAUCACACAGUCAGAGAUCAAACUCACCAGAGUCCAGCUGUGUGUCCAUGAAGAGUGACCAGUCUGUGGACAAACCACUAAAAUUUAAGGGAAGACACACAUCAACUGAUCUGAGUCAAUUACACAGUCAGAGAUCAAACUCACCAGAGUCCAGCUGUGUGUCCAUGAAGAGUGACCAGUCUAUGGACAAACCACUAAAAUUUAAGGGAAGACACACAUCAACUGAUCUGAGUCAAUCACACAGUCAGAGAUCAAACUCACCAGAGUCCAGCUGUGUGUCCAUGAAGAGUGACCAGUCUGUGGACAAACCACUAAAAUUUAAGGGAAGACACACAUCAACUGAUCUGAGUCAAUCACACAGUCAGAGAUCAAACCCAUCAAAGUCCAGCUGUGUGUUCAUGAAGAUCAACUGGUCUAUGGAAAAACCACUAAUAUUUAAGGGAAGACACACAUCAACUGAUCUGAGUAAGUUACACAGUCAGAGAUCAAACCCACCAGAGUCCAGCUGUGUGUCCAUGAAGAGUGACCAGUCUAUUGACACACCAUUAAAAUUGAAGGGAAGACACACAUCAACUGAUCUGAGUCAAUUACACAGUCAGAGAUCAAAUUCACCAGAGUCCAGCUGUGUGUCCAUGAAGAGUGACCAGUCUAUUGACUUACCACAAAAUUUUAAGGGACAACACACAUCAACUGAUCCGAGUCAAUUACACAGUCAGAGAUCAAACUCACCAGAGUCCAGCUGUGUGUCCAUGAAGAGUGACCAGUCUAUUGACUUACCACAAAAUUUUAAGGGACAACACACAUCAACUGAUCUGAGUCAAUUACACAGUCAGAGAUCAAAUUCACCAGAGUCCAGCUGUGUGUCCAUGAAGAGUGACCAGUCUAUUGACUUACCACAAAAUUUUAAGGGACAACACACAUCAACUGAUCCGAGUCAAUUACACAGUCAGAGAUCAAAUUCACCAGAGUCCAGCUGUGUGUCCAUGAAGAGUGACCAGUCUAUUGACUUACCACAAAAUUUUAAGGGAAGACACACAUCAACUGAUCUGAGUCAAUUACACAGUCAGAGAUCAAACCCACCAGAGUCCAGCUGUGUGUCCAUGAAGAGUGACCAGUCUAUGGGUGCACCACUAGUAUUUAAGGGAAGACACACAUCAACUGAUCUGAGUCGUGACUCUCAACUGGUCCAAAGCAGAUUCAAAUCAAAUCUGCUGAAGAAGUUUCAGUGUCUGUAUGAAGGAACAGCAAAGCAGGGAAACCCAACACUCCUGAAUGAGAUCUACACAGAGCUCUACAUCACAGAGAGUGAAAGUGGAGAGAUCAAUAAUGAGCAUGAGGUGAGACAGAUUGAGACACAAUCCAGGAGAGCAGCAACAGAGGACACACCGAUCAAAUGCAAUGACAUCUUUAGACCUUUACCUGGACAAGACAAACCCAUCAGAACUGUGCUUACAAAGGGAGUCGCUGGCAUUGGAAAAACAGUCUCUGUGCAGAAGUUCAUUGUGGACUGGGCUGAAGGGAAAGAGGAUCAGGACGUCCAGCUCAUAUUUCCACUUCCUUUCAGAGAUCUAAACUUGAUGAAGGACAAAACACUCAGUCUUUCAGAGCUUCUUCAUGUCUUUUUCCCUGAAACCAACGAAAUGGAAAUAUCCAGUGAAGAAUAUAAAGUGCUGUUCAUCUUUGAUGGUCUGGAUGAGUGUCGUCUGUCUCUGGACUUUAAGAGCAAAGUGAAACUGUGUAAUAUAUCUGAAUCAGUCUCAGUGGAUCUGCUGCUGAUGAACCUCAUUGAGGGGAAUCUGCUUCCCUCUGCUCUCAUCUGGAUCACCUCCAGACCAGCAGCAGCUGAUCUCGUCCCCUCUGAGUGUGUCCAUCGAGUGACAGAGGUACGAGGCUUCAAUGAGCCACAGAAGGAGGAAUACUUCAGGAAGAGAGUCAGUGAUCAGAGUCUGGCCAAUACAAUCAUCUCACACCUGAAGUCAUCAAGGAGCCUCCACAUCAUGUGCCACAUCCCAGUGUUCUGCUGGAUCUCAGCCACUGUUCUAGAGAAGAUGAUGAGUAAAGCAAAGAGAAGAGAGAUUCCCAAGACUCUCACUCAAAUGUACACACACUUCCUGAUCAUUCAGACCAACAUCAAACAUGAGAAGGACUGUGAGAAGAAGGUGAAAGAUGAAGACAUGAUUCUCAAACUGGGGAAACUGGCUUUCCAGCAGCUUGUGAAAGGAAACCUGAUCUUCUACGAGGAAGACCUGAGAGAGUGUGGCAUUGAUGUGACAGAAGCAUCAGUGUACUCAGGAUUGUGCACUCAGAUCUUCAGAGAGGAGUUGGGCUUGUAUCAGGGAAAAGUCUUCUGCUUUGUUCAUCUGAGCAUCCAGGAACAUCUAGCAGCUCUAUAUGCUCACAUUUACUUUAUAAACGAGAACAGAAAUGUGUUUGAACAAAUCACCAAACCAGGUAUGUUGUCUAAGGUUUUAAACUGGAAGAAAUGUCAUUCAUUAUCUGAGCUGCAUCAGAGAGCUGUGGAUGAGGCUUUACAGAGUAAGAAUGGACAUCUGGACCUUUUCCUGCGUUUUCUUCUGGGUCUCUCAUUGGAGUCCAAUCAGACUCUCUUACUAGAACUACUGACACAGACAGGAAGCUGCUCCUACAACAAACAGGAAAUAGUUCAGUACAUCAAACAGAAGAUCAGGAAGAAUCGCUCUCCAGAGAGAUCCAUAAAUCUGUUCCACUGUCUGAAUGAACUGGGUGAUGAUUCACUGAUGCAGGAGAUCCAAGAUUAUCUGACAUCUGGAAAAAUAAGAGAAACCAAACUCUCCUCUUCACAGUGGUCAGCUCUGGUUUAUGUGUUACUGACAUCAGAGCAGUUGAUGAAUUAUUUUGAUCUAAAACAGUUUAUAGAAGUACAAAAUACAGCAAAUGAAGUUCUUCAGAAUCUGCUGCCUGUGGUUAAAGAAUCCAGAUCAGUUAAGAUGAGUAAUUGUGGUGUCACAGAUAAAGGUUGUGCUGCUCUGGCUUCAGCUCUGAGAUCAAACCCCUCACACCUGAGAGAACUGAAUCUGUCAUGGAAUAAACUAGGAGACAGUGGAGUGAAGCUGCUCUCUGAUGGACUGAAGGAUCUUCACUGUAAACUGGAGAAACUGUGGUUGAGUAAGUGUGGUGUCACAGAUGAAGGUUGUGCUGCUCUGGCUUCAGCUCUGAGAUCAAACCCCUCACACCUGACAAAACUGGAUCUAUCAAAGAAUAAUCUAAGACCAUCAGGAGUGAAGCUGCUCUCUGAACUGAAGGAUGAUCCACAUUAUAAACUGGAGACGCUUAAGUUAAGAUAGUCUGAUCUUCUCUGGAUCAGCUGAUGGAGAAUAAAGAGCUGCUACAGACACAUCACAUUCAACACAAUCAACAGACACAAAACCACAGAGAUCAUCACACACAUGUGUUUGUGUAACUUUCCAAAAUGCUUCAUCCAGAGUCAAACAUCCAAUCCUUCAUCCAGAGUCAAACAAGGAAACAUUUUGUUUCUUCUUCAGAACUGACAUUUGUACUUUGCACUUUUCUAUUAUGUUUUCUUUAUAACUCUACAUACUUCUAAGAAAUGUUUAUGGGCAGGUUUAGAGGUGUGAGUGGGAUAAACGGCUCAAAAUAUCACUUUAACCCCUUUACGUUCAAGGAUCGGCGACGGCCUCACGUGUGACAUUGUUUACAUUGAUCGCUUGUUUACAAUACAUUUUAUCAAGUAAAAUGAUCAAGUUGAGUGAAAUUUAUCAAGUUGUAUGAAAGAUACAAGAAUGCUGAUUCAACCUGUACAAGCAUUAUACAAUCAAGAUAACUUUAUAGUAGUUUUUUGUUAUUCUGUAUGACCGUGAACAAUUUCCUAAGACAACAAAAGGGAGGGGGCGUCCUUACCUUUUUGUGUCGUGGAACUGUAAUGUUUGGCAGUAUAAUGGUGACAUCGACGUUUGGGAAGAGUUCAGUACACGAUUUCCAUAGUAAAUAUUUGUCCAAAAGCAUGCAAACUGGUAUAAAAAUCAAUAUAACUUCUAUUGUUUACAUCCUAUAAGCACUAUUCACGGGUGCAGUGUCAUGUUUAUUCGACGAACUGUCCACAUAUAGCGCUUUAUUCAAUGAAAUAUAACUUAUCACUGUAUUUAGUAGAGUGUCUGUAAAUGAAUGAGAACAGCCCAGAAGAUGUCCGAUGAAAACUGGACACAUAUACAUGUAUAAAUAAAAAGUGGACAGGCGCUUUCAGUGACGUGUGAUUACGCACAGGCAAAUGUAAGUGGGGAAAAAAGUAAAAAGACAGCAAUGGCAAACUAUUGUGUUGUCAUUAUGUUAGCCUAACGUUAGCCUAUGCAAUAACGAUUACGCCAAUGUGUUGAUUUGCAUAAUCUCGCCUGUAAUGCUUUGUUGUUUAUUGUACGUAAAAAUUUGCUUCCAGGAAAAAUAGCGCGCAAAUAUAAGGGACGCACCUGCUGCCCACUAGCACUCACACUGCUAGCAUAAUCUCGCGUGUAAUACGUUCGUCAGCCAUGGAUCAGCGUCGUGCACAGAAGUUGUUUUCUCCUGCUGCUGCAUUGGAAGAACUUAUGUGAAGCAGUGAUGAAGAAAAUGUGGAUUAUUUGGAGGAGAGUGCUGUAUCUAGCAUCUUGAUCGCAGUCUUGGUCAUUAGCUGCUGGUGUAAAUGUUCAGUAAGGGUAACAUUAGAGUGGGUGUGAUGGCAAAUUGCUUUGUGUAAAUGAUCCUUUGCGUUUGAAUAGAAAAAUUGUAAACUGAUGUAAAUCUGCCAUCAGGGCAACAACAGGGUGGUAUGGCUGUAUAUUGCUGUAUGCAAAUGAUCCUUGGAUUGCAUUUUUCUAAACUUUUAAGAGGAAAAAAAAUAUACCAGAUAUAGUAUAUAAAUUGUGCUUUGUCAUGAUAAAAUGUAUGGAAAUGAUCAAAUAGACUUCUUAUACUUCACAGUAAAAGGUGGUUACCAAGUGUCCCUUUGGCAUCUCCAAGUGGCCUUUUUGGGAAGGUGCCUAGACAUGCACUGAAAUAAAUGGUUGUAAAAAAUUCAUUUUUGCUUGUAUCACCUUCAAAUUUUAAACAUAUAUUGAUUAGACAUAUGGCUUUAGUUUGCUUAUGUUUUCAGGCCCCUAUGUAUCUGCCUUUUGCAUUUUUCCUUUACAUAAACAAUUAUUAUGGAAAAUAUAUAUACAUAUAUAUAUCCAUUGUGUUUGAGCUUUUUUAUUUCUCUAUUAGUAAUUGCUAGAGUAAUUCUGAGUCUUUCAUAGUAAACUGUCAAGUGUCAGCUUGCAAAUGAUACCUUGGUUUUGUGUGUAGUCCAGAGGACUUGUUAGCAGCAACCAUUUUAUUUUGGGUAUGUCAUUUUUCACUACCUGGCCAAAAGUGGGGGUGACUGGUAAGGGGUUAAUACUAAAUUGUUACUAAAAUUGUCAUUUUCGUACACAUUUCCGACCAUUACAUUUUACAUUCUUUUUAUGUUCUCUAUAAAAUGGUUGUUUAGGGAUAUAACAUUUAUCUAUAAAAUGGUAAAAGGGAAAUUAUACAGAUAUCUUUAUGAUAUAAAAGAAUUGUAAAUAUUUUAUUUAUGUAAAACUCUAUUUUAACACUGUAUUUUGUUGUAGAACAGCGCCCCCAUGUGACAUCAGCUGACUACUGCUGCUCUGAGCUUCUCGGAUGAUGAUAGUGAUGUUGAGAUGUUUUAUCGUUCUGUAGAUGAUGUUUUGUCCCGGGACUCUGUGCCAAAUCUAAACUAACAUGUGUACUGCCAUGUUUACCCAUGAAGCCCGUUAGAGAUCAGAUUCUGGACUACAGUGUUACUGCUUCAUGUCCAGAAACUGAGUUCAUGAACUUCAAAUUUUUUUUUUUCUUUUUUUCGUUAUUCUUUUUUUUUCUUUUCUUUUUUCAAUUUUGAAUCAGAAGAAUCUUCUCCCUGUAUAUUCCUAAUCAUCAAGUGUCUUCAUUUAUAUGUGCUUAAGAAAGCAACUUGUUCUAGUGUUUUGCAGAAAGCCAUAUUCAGAAACAUCAUCUGAACACAAACCUGGAUUUCUCCCAGAGAACGCAGAUCAUGUCAUAUUAAACAGUUGUAAAUGGAGAUAACUAAGUGGACAUUCUUACAGGGUUUUGAAGAGUGCGCAUGUGAAUGAAGUGAGGUCUGGAGAAACCUGCACUGAUAGCUCCACAUUAUUUUAAACAGAAUAUGAUUUAAAUAUUUUGAAGGUUGUCAGAUAGUGACAGUAUUCUCUCCUCAUCCUUUUUUUGUAGUGAAAUCACAAAACAAAUGCAAACAAACAUCUCCAAAUGAUCAGUCGAUCUAUCUACAUGAUUCCAGUUGAUCAUGAUCUUCCUUUGUAUCUUACAAUGCUUUAAAAUAUAAUUUGUUUAUUGGACAUAUCACAGCCUGUAAUUAUAUAUCUUUGCAUGAUUGUCUGUAAAUUCUUGUUCAUUUAGUAAGCUAAAUAGCUUUAGAUCACUCACAAGUAUGAAAGUGUUGUCUUAUUCCACAAGAGAAGAAAUGUAAAAACUCUUUUAUUUUUAUUUAUUUAUUUAUUUUACUUUUACUGUAAAUGAGUAAAAAACCUAGUUUGCAACCUUUCAUGGAAUGUAAUAAACAACAAAUUUGUAUAGAUCCAAUGAAAAAGUGUGUGUAUAGGUUGGGGGAGGGGGUCUGACAUGUGGGAAUGGUGAAGAGAGAGAGGGCAAACAGUUUGCAGUUUAGCUCAGUAUUGCCAUCUAAUCAGCCAAUAUUGUCUUAAAUAACCACUUCAUCGUUUUAUAACAUGAGGUUUUGACCUAAUUAUUCAAUCUUGAUUUUGGUGAGAUGUUGCAACACUUUUGUGUGUGUGUGUGUGUGUGUGUGUGUGUGUGUGUGUGUGUGUGUGUGUGUGCGCAGUUUUGAAAAUUACAGUUUUGGACAUACAAGGUAAUAAAUACAUUUAAAAAUAUGUUAAAGUAACUACAAAUGAGCAUGUAAAGCAAAUAUCUUUUUUUUUUAAAUUCUGUUCGGAGCAUUCUGUUCGUGCACAAUGUUCUCACCUUUUUCCCCUUACCUGUUUGCAUCCCUGAUAUAAAGCAGAAUAUUAUUCAAAUCAAUAAGUUUGCCAUCUUCAUGUCUAAACUGUGGCUGGAAUAAAACAUGAAUUAAACGGACGUUGAGCAUUCAGAAAUAAAGUGUGCAUCUUUCCAACUGUGAGAGUGAA
This is a messenger RNA of Megalobrama amblycephala (Wuchang bream), 7945 nucleotides long. Its product is annotated as protein NLRC3-like. The record is from RefSeq and is a predicted model, not a curated record. NCBI's taxonomy places the organism in Eukaryota, Metazoa, Chordata, Actinopteri, Cypriniformes, Xenocyprididae. Gene Ontology annotation, molecular function: protein binding. The transcript has 20 exons. The coding region runs from base 236 to 4075 and encodes 1279 amino acids.